This is a messenger RNA of Drosophila busckii, 1721 nucleotides long. Its product is annotated as mucin-6-like. Lineage: Eukaryota; Metazoa; Arthropoda; Insecta; Diptera; Drosophilidae. The record is from RefSeq and is a predicted model, not a curated record. The transcript is spliced from 2 exons. The coding region runs from base 32 to 1618 and encodes 528 amino acids.
CAGUUGUAUUUGAACAAGCGGAGUGAGCACAAUGAAGUGCGCGAAUCUAUUGCUAAGCAUUGCGAGCCUGUGUCUGCUCAGUUUGGAGUUUGGCAUUGCUAGUGCUGAUGAUAACAGCCCCAGCGUAGCGCUCACUAGACGCGCCAUGGCAUUGGGACUGGCGCCGUCGGCAUUGGGUGAACUUUGGCGCACUAAGCAGCCGCUGAUAAUCAGCAAGACCGUUGAUAAUCAGCUAUAUACAACGACAUAUAUGCUUACACCUGAUAAUCAGGAUAUAACUUUCACCACGCUCCAGGAAGCGGCACCAACUGCGCGAUUGGAGACCACACCCACUCCCACUCCAGUCCAAGCAGAUCAGCCUACAAGUCCGCAAACGGAUUGGGAGUACUUGCCUAAUGCUGUCAGCAAUAGACGAACCUUUACCCUAAACCCUCAGCCCUUUGGUGGCAAUUGGCCCAACUUUGGCGUGCCCAGCUCCAACUGGCCGAGCUUUGACUUUCCAGCAGGCGCAACGCCGCAGACCUCCACCAAAACUGAGGUGGACAGUCAGGGCAACACAGUGACCACCACGACUAAGACAUACAAAGGAACUUUGCCCCACAGCUUCGGUGGAUUUAACAACAAUUGGCCCAGCUUUAAUAUCCCUGCAGGUGCAACACCACAGACCUCAACAAAAACCGAGCUUGAUGAUCAGGGAAACAGAGUAACAACGACCAUAAAAACCUACCAAAGUCCAACCAUUACCAACACUUGGCAUACAAAUACUCCAACGCUGCCCACUUGGUUCAACAAUCCUUUCGAUGGACAAACAACAAAAGUUCCCGUUGCUCAACCCAUGCCCACACCUUUACCCUAUCCUCUGCAGCCCACGCGUCCUACUUUGCUAACGGGCGAGGCACCUAUACCAACGCCAGCCUCAAGCGAUGCAGGCUUAUUCACCACCACGCAGCUGCCUUCCUUGGAGGAUUUUCUCAACCAAAGUGGCUCGACGACCCCACUUACGACUGUAGGCAAUGUUCAGCCCAUGAACACCAAAGUAACCAGGUACAGUGGCACCUUCAGCGGCAGCACACCAGCUAGCACCGCGGAGCUGGGCACACCCGUGCAGGAGAUGCUCAGUCGUGCCGGCAUUACCGAUGAGGACUUGCGCAGAGCUCAGGCCACGGGCGGCGUGAUCACGCGUGAGCGUGUGAUGCCCGAUGGACGCAUAGUGAAGACAACUGUACGACUGAAUUCGCAGCCGGGUCACCCAGAGGUAAUGCCCAUGCCAGCGGAGGGAACUAAGACCUAUGGGCCAGGAGGGGAAACGCCAGCUAUGUUUAAUCCAGUCUUUAGCCGUCCCCUGACCCCCACACCAGCCAAUGGCGGAAGGUUGUGGCCAGGCGACAAACCCACAGACAACCAAACUCCCGAGAAUGUGGGAGCUCCAGCUCAGGGCAAUGACAAUAUCAUAGAUAACUUUUUAUCCAAAGUUAAUCUCAGCCCAGCGGACAUUCUGGCACAGAAGGGAGAGGUAGUCAAGACGAUUGUGGACGGAGAGGGGCGCGUAUUGAGCGCUCGGUUUGUGCUCAGCACUAUCAAAGGCGAUGAAGAGAAGCAGCCAGAGCCAACAAAGUAAACAAAACAGUUGUAGCUAAUUUUUAAAACGUAUAAAGAAUAAAUAAAUCGGAAUGCUUAUCAGCAUGGGUUAUGCCCGCUGAUAAGAGCAAGCUUAUAUUAUA